This is a messenger RNA of Fonsecaea erecta, 375 nucleotides long. RefSeq lists its product as hypothetical. The record is from RefSeq and is a predicted model, not a curated record. The transcript is spliced from 2 exons. Bases 1 to 375 code for a protein of 124 amino acids. Lineage: Eukaryota; Fungi; Ascomycota; Eurotiomycetes; Chaetothyriales; Herpotrichiellaceae.
AUGCCACCAGGCCUCAACGUCAAUACAAGCCGGGCCCGCACGAUGCCUAAUCAGCCCUAUAUGCUGGAGGCCGUGGUCCCCGGACUGCACGUUGCAACGCGGAAGGCUAUCGAGGAACGCAAACACUACGGUGGCUUUCACCACGUCUUCCGGCCGGACGCCGCGAACGGGCAGGCUUUGGGGGUGGUGCACACCGUCCUCCUCUCGUUGAUCCACGACGAGAACGGAAGUGCCAUGGUCAAAGUUGGAGUCUUCUUACAAAGUUUCAACUACGACUCUCGAGAAAUAGUGAACUUGACAGGUUCGUCGACCGGCGUGAGAAGACGUUUAUAUGUGGUAACGCCUUCUGUACAUCUCAGCACCUUCUGCAAUUGA